AACGAAAGUCACGUGAUGGACACGUCGGCGAUUGCACUCGAGACGUUCGAAAGGCAUUUAGGUGAGGAGUACGUUUUGCCGGAAUCAAAUGUGUUCUUGUUGAUCGACACCGCCGGUGGGUGGGAAAUAUGGGAGGGUUUCAAAGUCGGUAAAACGGAGAGAAUCCAAGUGAACAGACACGGCGUGGUGACGAGCGACGGACUUUAUUUUGAAAAAAAUGACUCCAUCUCGUUCAAGUCCAACCUACGAGGUACCACGUUGAAGGCGAUCACCGUGAUCUCGGAACCAAGCAAAUUCAAAGGGUUCUAUCCAUUUGCUGACACCGACCUAGAUACAUUCGCUCAUAUGCACUACGAUUUGAACGUGAUACUACAGGAUCAACUUAAUUUUAAAAUAGAUCUAGGUAUCGUCAAUAGUUUUGGCUGGGAUUUGGGAAACGGUUCGUUUAGUGGGCUGACGGGUCAACUGCAAAGAGGAGAAUGCGAUUUCAGCGGCAUCGGCGUAUUCAUGAGAAACGAUCGAAUGUCAGUGAUCGACUACACAGUGGGGACGUUUUAUAGACAAGGGGCGGCGUUGUUCAAACAACCGCCACUGUCCAGUGUCCACAACAUUUGCAUUCUACCGUUCAAGUUCGAAGUGUGGAUGGUGACGCUUUUCACGUUCAUCGGAUUCACGAUCCUCAUCGCUUUUUUGUCCAGGACGACCCGAACGUUCAAGAAGGACGACGAGGAGACGCUAAACGUUUUAGACUCUGUUACGAUCGUGCACGGAGCAAUUUGCCAACAAGGCUACACGGUGAAUCUGAACGCGGGGUCCAUACGGGUCGCCAUUUUCGUGCUGUUUUUGACUGCGGUGUUUCUGUUCACGUCGUACUCGGCCAGCAUCGUCGCAUUGCUCCAGUCGCCCAGCAAUUCGAUAAAGACCAUUAACGAUUUGGUGGAAUCGUCGAUGACGUUUAGCGCACAAGACAACCCGUACAACGGCGUAUACUUCGGUGAAACGGAAGAUCCACUCUUACGGAAACUUUAUGAUACGAAAAUGAAAUCUCACGGAACUCAAAAAUUUACAUUGGCUUCGACAGGCAUAGCUAGAGUUCGAACAGAGUUUCAUGCGUUUAUGAUUGAUUUCGUUUCGGCGUACAAGUUGAUUAGCCAAUUGUGGCGAGAAGAAGAAAAAUGUGGUUUAUCGGAGAUUCAACUUUUUAAGUUGCCAAUGCUAGCAUUAGCGGUGGUUAAACGGUCUGGAUACAAAGAUAUUUUAAAACAAAAAUUAAUACAGCAACAAGAGGUCGGACUUAAAAAUCGAAUCAUAAGACGGUGGGUACCCGCAAAGCCGAUGUGUGAUUCAUCAAAUCGAGCCAAUCAGUUUGUCAGCGUUUCUAUAAAAGAAAUAUACCCUAUGCUCCAGAUAUAUGGGUUUGGAUUAUGUAUUUCGAUCGUAAUACUGUUUUUUGAAAUCGUGUACAACACUUACACUUGUCAAAGUGAUGAUCCGCAUAGCAAUACAUAUUUCAGUAUUUUUCGUUUUAUGUAUAAUAAAAAAGUUCAAAGUUUGGGUCUUCGAAAUGAAUACAUGAAAAACUCUGAAAUAGGGAUUUGGUUGAAGUCUUUUUUUGGUUUGGCUUUCUUCCGUACACCGAAGUGUCUGAUGCUUUUGCAGAGCAGAUAUAAUAAGACAAAACGGAAGAAUAGAGAUUGUAUAUAUGUCGAUGGCACGUUUAAGUGUUGUCCAAUUUUUUAUCAAAUGUUUACCAUGCAUGUUUUACAUAACGGAUACUAUCUUCCCCUGACUUACUGUUUUUUGCCAGAUAAAACAGCAGUUUCCAAUGGAAAAGCUUAUUCAGCGUUGUGCGAUUACAUUGAUCCACAAGUUGUUUCCGCAAAUUUUGAAGAGGCUAUUCACGUUGCACUAAGAAAAACAUGGCCGUCGGCAUCAAACAAUCGAUUAUUCAACUUGCAAAAUGACUGGUUAUUGUUUAACCAAAAAUCAAUUUCAAAUACAAAUGAUACGUUGACAAUUGCUUCGGUUGUCUUUGAAGCAUACUUCGAUAAUUUCUACGUUUUACCAGAUUCUUGUGUGUUCUUGUUUCAAAAAAUCGGAAAUAAUGUCUGGGAGAUUUGGAGUGGUUUCCGAGCAAGUAAAUUAGAUACAAUUCGAGUUUUCAAAACCGGUUCGGCAUCAAAAUAUCACAUGGAAAUAAACGAUUCGAUUGAUUUAAGGACGAAUUUUCGGGGAGCUACUUUAAAAGCGACUACUGUGAUUUUUAAUCCGUCCGAAUUUGUCGGUUUCAAUCAGACAACGACUGCCGGCUUGGAUGUAUACACUUACAUGCAUUAUCCAAUGAUUCAAAUCUUAGCUUACCAACUGAACUUCAAUUAUACCAUUAGUAUAACCGAUGAUCACGGCUGGUCUCUCGGCAAUGGUUCUUUUUUCGGUUUAACUGGUAUUUUGCAAAGAGAAGAAAGCGAUUUUGGAGCUGCUGGAUCGCUGAUGAGACUCGACAGGAUGACAGCAGUUGAUUUUACAGUUGGAACAGUUUCUUUAGAGAGCAAUAUAUUAUUCAAACAACCUAUGUUGUCCAGUAUCACUAAUAUUCAUAUUAAACCAUUUAAAUAUGAAGUAUGGAAAAUUACCCUACUAAUGCUUAUCGGAUUCGUCUUGAUUCUUCUAUUUUUAAAUAAAUUCAAAGUAAAUCGCGGAUCAUCGUUACCUGUGCUGGACAUUAUUGGAUUAGUUCACGGUGCUAUUUGUCAACAAGGUCAUACAAUUGUCUUAAUUUUGAAUUCUAUAAAAAUUGUAGUUUUUGUAUUAUUUCUAACUACUUUCUUCCUGUUCAAUGCGUACUCAGCUUCAAUCGAAACGACCAAUGAAAUAUUGAGAAAACUUUAUGAUGUGAAAAUAAAACCAUAUAAUGAAAACAGCUCCUUCACAGAUGCCCCAAAGGGAAUUGAAAGGAUUCGCACCGAGUUUCAUGGAUUUAUGGUCGAAAAAACAUCAGCUUAUCAAAUCAUCAAUAAAAAGUGGAGAGAAGAAGAGAAAUGUGGAUUAUAUGAAAUUCAGCUGUUCAAACUACCUGUUCUGGCAAUACCAGUGGUUAAGAAAUCUGGCCACAGGGACGUAUUCAAACAAAAGUUAAUACAACAACACGAGGUUGGAAUAAGAAAACGAUUGAUUCAACGAUGGACGCCACAAAAGCCGACAUGUGACUUUAUGAAAAUAAACAGAAAAUACGUCAGUGUAUCUAUCAAAGAAAUACUUCCAACAAUAACGUUGUUCGGUUAUGGGGUGUUGAUUUCAUUUAUUGUAUUUACGAUGGAACUAGCAUAUCAUUCCUUCAAGAACUACAUCGACAAUAAAUUUAAAAAGAAA
Molecule: messenger RNA, 3369 nt
Organism: Myzus persicae (green peach aphid)
Lineage: Eukaryota; Metazoa; Arthropoda; Insecta; Hemiptera; Aphididae
Exons: 18
Cellular component (GO): membrane
Molecular function (GO): ligand-gated monoatomic ion channel activity
Source: RefSeq, a predicted model, not a curated record